This is a messenger RNA of Salvelinus fontinalis (brook trout), 723 nucleotides long. Its product is annotated as lactose-binding lectin l-2-like. The record is from RefSeq and is a predicted model, not a curated record. Bases 1 to 723 code for a protein of 240 amino acids. The transcript has 4 exons. Gene Ontology annotation, molecular function: signaling receptor activity. Lineage: Eukaryota; Metazoa; Chordata; Actinopteri; Salmoniformes; Salmonidae.
AUGGCGGAAGAGGCUGAACUCCUUCCCAAACAAUCCCAAUCCCAUUUCUUACCUAUCCAGCCAGAACUUGUAUUCAGAUCUCGUUCACGCUCCCAGCACUCUAGGAGCACCUUAUCUGUGGGAUGUAAUGGGAUUCUAAUCAACUCAGCGGAGCUGUUCAACAGCUGGCAGGAAACCAGACAGGGACAGGACCCACUGCUGCACAGCUCACCUAUAGUGCCUGCCAGCCCAACACUCUGCACCAUGUUCCUGUUCCUCUGCAUUGCCUUUCUCCACAGCCUUGUUCUGGGUGCUCCUGUGCUUUACCAGGGAGAAGAGCUAUCCCAAAACUACUGCCCAAUGGGCUGGUACGAUUUUAACGGACGCUGCUAUAGGUAUGUUGCUACACCACUGAACUGGCCUGAUGCUGAGUCCUACUGUUUGACUCAGGGAGGGAACCUGGUCUCUGUGCACAGUGAGGCAGAACACCAGUUCAUCAAAAUCCUGAUCCAGAGAUUCGACCCUGCGGAGAGAGGAACCUGGAUGGGUCUGUCUGACAUCCACGUGGAGGGGAGGUGGAUGUGGUCUGACGGGUCCAAAGUGGACUUCAUACCCUGGCAUCCAUCCCAGCCUGAUGGCGGACGGAAUCAAAACUGUGUAAUAACUAACCAUUUUGACCAAAGGUGGAAUGAUCAAGGUUGCAAUUACAGUCACGCCUUUGUCUGCGCCGAACGUCUCUGCUAG